Molecule: messenger RNA, 327 nt
Organism: Zychaea mexicana
Lineage: Eukaryota; Fungi; Mucoromycota; Mucoromycetes; Mucorales; Lichtheimiaceae
Exons: 2
Coding region: 1-327 (108 amino acids)
Source: RefSeq, a predicted model, not a curated record
AUGGACAAAGUACUCGAGCUGAUUCCUUCGCGUCAUAAUUUGAGGAACGUAGCCAACAGUCUCGAAGAUUACAGCCUCGACGCGUAUGUGCAACUUGACGACGAUAUGUUGGCGUUGUCAGAUUCGCAACUUGUGAUCAACAUCCGCGAUCGGUCAAGCUGCAUUUCGUUUACAAUUGCAUCAGUGCAUGGCAACUUUCUGAUGCAAAGGCUGCAUCAGCGGCAUGGUGGCAUGGUCGACAGAGUGAAUGGUUACUUUUACUUGAACAUCGAACAUUCCUAUGGGCAUAGGGCUGCACCUGCCGUCGAAAAUAACGCCGUCCCAUAA